UCGCGCUGCGCCCACUUGGAAUUCGGCGGUUGUCGAGAUUUUUACAUUAGAAAUGGCUUCAACAAUGUUGUGGGCUUCUAGAGUGGCUUCUUACCUCCGGAUCUCCGUCUUCCAUAGAGGCUUUUCCACUGUUUUGAAGGAUCUGAAAUAUGCCGAUUCUCACGAGUGGGUGAAGGUUAAUGGUAAUGCUGCCACGAUUGGUAUAACCGAUCAUGCUCAAGAUCAUUUAGGUGAUGUUGUGUAUGUCGAAUUACCUGAAGUGGGAGCUGUCGUAAAGCAGGGUAACAGUUUUGGAGCGGUUGAAAGCGUCAAGGCCGCUAGUGAUGUUAAUUCUCCUGUUUCGGGAAAAGUGGUUGAAGUUAAUGAAGAGCUCAACAGCUCUCCUGCUCUGGUUAACUCGUGUCCAUAUAAAGAUGGAUGGAUUAUUAAGGUUGAGAUGAACGAUGCCGGGGAGUUGAAAAACUUGAUGGACUCGGAAAAAUACUUGAAGUUCUGUGAGGAAGAAGAUUCACAGCACUGACAGGAUGUGCUCGACAUGUCCGAUAUCGAGGCAUUUUGCCGUGGAGAUGCCGUGCCCAGAGACAGAUAUUGGCUGAAUCUAUGAAGCCAACUGGUUGAGAAAUGUUGCUUUCAUGUUGAUGUUUCUAUUUGGGGUUUCGGA
Hibiscus syriacus is the source of this 661-nucleotide messenger RNA. Its product is annotated as glycine cleavage system H protein 2, mitochondrial-like. NCBI's taxonomy places the organism in Eukaryota, Viridiplantae, Streptophyta, Magnoliopsida, Malvales, Malvaceae. Gene Ontology annotation, cellular component: mitochondrion; cytoplasm; glycine cleavage complex. The record is from RefSeq and is a predicted model, not a curated record. Gene Ontology annotation, biological process: glycine decarboxylation via glycine cleavage system; protein lipoylation. The transcript is spliced from 3 exons. The coding region runs from base 53 to 520 and encodes 155 amino acids.